CAGUGACUGUGGCCCCUGGGGAAUGAGGAAAUGGAAAGGGAUGUCACCAGACCCAGUUAACUGCUCCUGACCUGUGGCUUCAAUCAGCUACCUUUGGAGAAACCCAGAAGAAAUUGCAAAUAGCAACUGUCACCCAAUUUCUGUGCAAGGAUGAACAAAUCUCCCCUGAGUAACAACAGAAAACUUCUCCUUUUUUUGAAAUUCUGUGGUUAUUGGAUUUACAACCAGGCAUAUAUUGCAGUGGGACUCCUGAGGGAUCAGCCAACUGUUUCUCCAGGGAGAAGAGGCAAGGAGCAGCUCAGUUGCCUGUUCUGAGACUCUGCUUCAAGGGGAGCAAGAGCCCUUCACCUGAAAUCCUCUCGUGAUGCUGUGGCUGCUGCUGCUGCAGGUCUGGGCGAGCUGCCUCUGGCUGGGACAGGGCGAGGUGGUGAAUUCCUUUGCAAAUACAUGUAAUCAGUUUUUCUACCAGAACGUGCCCCCAGCAAAAGGCCUUGAGCCACAGAACCCAGCCUGGAUCUGCCAGACCUUCAAGAACCAGCGUUUCUAUGCCACCUUGUAUGACAAAAAGGAGCGUAUUCCCGUGUACUCUGCUUACAUCUACCAGUAUGACGCUGGCAAGAGAGCUACACCAGAAUGGAUGGUUGAGCCCCAGCUGAUACGGAACAAUCUGCCCAAAGACAUGGAAACAGAGAAGACCCUCAGAGAAACUUACUCAGUCAGCCAAAAGGAUAUCAGCGAGAGCCAGGCUGUCUACCUAGACUACCAUAAACUUAAGGGUUUGGACCGUGGCCAUUUGAACCCCGCUGCUCAUCAUGACACCCAGGAUGGCAGAAACGCGACCUUCACCUUCACCAACAUAGUGCCCCAGAACACUGCACUCAACAGCGGCGAAUGGAACGUCUAUGAGCAGAAAACAAUGGCCAAGAAAAGCAAGGACUGUCAAACCACCUAUGCCAUUGUGGGGGCUGUGCCUGGGAACUCCUACAUCUCCAAUGGGAGGGUUAAUGUACCCAGCCACAUCUGGACCAGUGCCUGCUGCAAGACCAAACAGAACACCGUGAUUGCUUGGGGGGCCAUUGCUGAGAACAACCAGAACAAGAUCCGGGUCGUCAAGCUGGGGGCACUGGAGGAAAAGUUGGCUGAGCUGUAUAAGAGGGGACCAGUUUCUCUGUUCCACAAGGACUGUCCCCGUACCUAAGCCUCACAUCCCGGGUGUAAAAGGCUCGGGUGCUUUUCCCACAUAUCACAGAAUCAGAGAACGGUUUCGUUCAAGGGACCUCAAAGAUCAUUCAGUUGCAAACCUCCCGCAAUAGAGCAGGGAUAUCUUCCACUAGACCAGGUUGCUCAGAGCCAUGUCCAACCUGGCCUUGAACACUUCCAGGGAUGAGGCAGACACAGCUUCUCUGGGCAGCCUGUAUCAGUGUCUCAGCACCUCACAGGGAAGAAUUUCUUUCUGAUACGUAGUCUGACUCUGCCCUCUACCACUUUAAAUCCCCCUUCUCCUGACACUCCAUGUCCUUGUUCAAAGUCCCUCUCCAAUGCUCCUGAAGACCCUUCGGGUACUGGAAUGGGAUCUAAAUUCUCCUCAGAGCCUUCUGCAGCUGAACACCUCCAGCUCUCUCAGCCUGUCUCCAGAGCACAGGUGAUCCAGCUCUCAGAGUACCUUUGUGACCUCCUCUGGACUCCACCCCAACAGGUUUGUGUCCUUCUCAUGUUGUGAGCCCCGAGCUGGAGGCAGCACUGCAGGUGGGGUCUCAGAAGAGUGGAGAAGAUGGGGAAAAAUGUCCUGUGCAAUGUCCAUCCUGCUCCCUUCUCUGGUGGGUUUCCAGCUCUGUCCCUCAGGGCAACUCCUCCUCCUGCUCUGAUAAAAGGGAGAAAGAGGCAGGCUUAGCCUCCAGCUGGUUUGCUUUGCUGCUCAUGCUGGCAGAGAGCUCUUAGGGAUGAGUCCUCGCCCUGGCAGUCUAGAGGGAACAGGUGGAGAAGUGUAGCACUUGUAACUUUACAGACCAAAGAGAUGCCUGCGCAGCUGUAAAAUCGUUUAUUCGCGCGCUAACAAGCCCUUAUACACAUCCCGCGACAUCACGUAUUUCCCACAGUUCUUAGCCAGUCCUCCCAGCGGGCAUGCUCCAUUGAGUACUCUCUCUGGGAGUUUGCUGUGGAGACUACAUCUCCCAUGCCUUAUUGCGACAUCCUUCCUAUACCGUGUUAACCCUUUCUGCCACAGAUAAGAGCCCACAGACAAGGAAAUGAGAGCUUCUCCCUGCAAUUACAUGGGCUUUGCCUUGUUUCCCUUUUGCUCCAUGCCCAGAGACAGGUCUUAGUUCCUUCCUCUCCUCAUUAGCUGUCCCUCAGAGUGUGCUGCUGACUUGUCCCUCACCUCCUUAGGAAGGCUGUGGGACGAGGGUGGCUCAGGUUGUCCACAGGUGUUGUGGAGUCUCCAUUGCUGGAGAGGUUCAAACCCCAAGUGGACAUGAUCCUGGACAACCUGCUCUAGCUGAGCCUGCUUGACCAGGGGUCUGGACUAGGAGAUCUUGAGAGGUCCCUCCAAAUCUCAACAAUGCAGUGAUUCUGUGAUGCUGGGAACCAGAUUUCGUUUGCUUGCUUUUGAAACCCACACCUUGUAGAAGCAGGAGCUGAGGUCUGAGAUAGGCAGGCUCAGGCAUCAGAUCUACAGGAAGCUUUGACCACUCAGAGGUAAAUUUCCCUGAUGCACUGUUUGGAUAACUUCAUUCUCUGCUCUGCUUCUGAACCUUUCUGCAGAUUUAUGGCUAAAGGAUUUUGUGACAUGUAUUCAGUGUAUUCGAUAUAAUCAAUGUAUUCAAUAUAUCAAUCAAAAGAUCCAUGUGUGCCAAAUCAUGUAGUUCUUGAGUAGUUCAUAAUAAAAAUGAUUUGCUCCAG
Molecule: messenger RNA, 2898 nt
Organism: Pseudopipra pipra
Lineage: Eukaryota; Metazoa; Chordata; Aves; Passeriformes; Pipridae
Product: endonuclease domain-containing 1 protein-like
Exons: 3
Coding region: 365-1198 (277 amino acids)
Molecular function (GO): nucleic acid binding; hydrolase activity; metal ion binding
Source: RefSeq, a predicted model, not a curated record